Messenger RNA from Patiria miniata (bat star), 2760 nucleotides. Its product is annotated as monocarboxylate transporter 13-like. The record is from RefSeq and is a predicted model, not a curated record. The transcript is spliced from 4 exons. Gene Ontology annotation, molecular function: monocarboxylic acid transmembrane transporter activity. NCBI's taxonomy places the organism in Eukaryota, Metazoa, Echinodermata, Asteroidea, Valvatida, Asterinidae. The coding region runs from base 127 to 1467 and encodes 446 amino acids. Gene Ontology annotation, biological process: transmembrane transport.
UCGACGAAGGUGAACCGAUGAGUAUAGGCCAGGCCUACAAUACAAGGGUAUCAACAUCCACGUUUUGUAUAGCAUCACAGCAAGUCGCAAUCGUCUGUUUGUUCGUGCUGUGAUUUUGCCAAAAAAAUGGUAUCGGCGGGACGUCAGCAACCCGUGACGGUAAAUUACGACCAGGAUAGAUGGGGAUGGCUCAUGGUGGCCGCAGCGUUCGUCAAUGCGUUCGUCAUCAUGGGUCAGCUCAAGGCACUAGGUGUACUCCUCAUACCGAUGACCAACGACCUCGACAGUGAACUGUGGCUUGUUGGCUGGGUGGCAGUCCUGUAUAGCAUGUUGCAGAAUUGUGUCGCACCUGUCGUAGGAGCACUGUCUCGUCUACUAGGCGCACGUCCCAUGAACGUCAUGGGUGGAGUUAUGUGUACUCUGGGCUUGGUUCUAGCGUCGAUAUCACACUCAGUUCCGCUGUUGGCAGUUUUCGUUAUUGGGCUAUCAGGUGUUGGUGCUGCGUUCAAUUGGUACAUCAGUUUUGCUGUAAUGGCUUCCUACUUCAAGGAGAAAUAUCCGUUAGCUAUUGGACUGUCAACGAUGGGUGUUCCCCUUGGUAUAAUGGCUUAUGGGCCCGUAACCCAGGUUCUUCUCGACACCUAUGGCUGGAGAGGAACCAUGCUUUUACAAGGAGGUAUCUCGUUUCAUCUUGUUGCGUGUGCCUUGUUAGUGCGACGGGAUCCAUCUUCCAAUUCAGCUUCAGACACUGAUCAGUACCAAGAAGUGUCGGUACUCGAUGAAGAAGAAAACGCGCAGGAAGAAGGUGACGCUCCCAAUCAUACAAGACGCACACAAGAAAAGAGAAAAAAAACGUAUUGCCAACGCUUCGUGGAGGCGAUGGAUUUCAAAGUGCUUGCCGAUGUGAGGUUUGCUUUGAUUGCUUGCGGCAGGUGCUCAGCCUCGUUUGCAUACAGCGCUUGGCUGGUGUUCAUGGUGCCGCAUGCAAAAUUCCAAGGUCUGAGUGACACUCAGGCGUCGUUCCUGCCUACUGCGUUCGGGAUUGGCGACGUUAUUGGUCAGGUACUGGCGCCCCUCGUACAACAGCUCGGCCUGAAACCGCCCAUUACAUUCUGGGCGUGUUUCGGGGCAGCUCUGAUAUGUGCUUUGUUCGUCGCGGACGCCUUUAUCAGAUCGUUCAUCGGACUGUUAGUCGUUACGGGACUAUUAGGUGCUGGUUACGCGGUGAUGUACCAAGCUGUUUAUGUGAUGCUACGGUUCAUCUCGACAGACGACCGGUUUGUUAGUAUACUAGGCUGGCAGGGAGUCUUUACUGGAGUUGCAGGGGCGCUUGGUGGACUGGUGUCAGGUUGGAUUUACGAGUGGACGGGGACUUUCGUCAUAUCCUUCUUCGUGUAUGCUGGAAUGACAUUGCUUUCGAUUCCCUUAUUCAUCAUUGAAGCUGCAUACGCUAAACAGACGCACUAAGGCCCGUUUCAAACGUCGAACUUCGGCCGUCAACUAAUGGCCCAAAAUUUGAAAUUAUUUGAAUUAGACACGACUUCUUUUAGCAGAAACAUCACUAGCGCCCCGCCUGCAGAAGGGCACCUGCGAACCCUUUGACACCACCAUGCACACCUCAGGGAGACAGCCUGUCUCCAGUACUGUUUGUGGUUUACCUAGAAGCAGCUUUUCGUGACCUUCGUGGAAAACUGCAGACGCGAAGCAAUAGAGAUGGUGGUCUUCCUCUUGAUGUAGCAUAUGCAUGAUGAUAACAUUGACUUCGUGAGCUACUCGCGAGAAUUUCUCGACACAGUGGAGCAGACCGCACCAGGAAGUCUGUUUUAAUGGUUUCCACGAAGACUGAGCACACUACAAUGAAGCGUCAGGUACACUGUGAAGGAGAUGAGUGGCGCAUGACGAAGAAGCUCGGCUCACUGUUGGGAGACGGUGAAGAUGUCGCUCACCGUAAGCAGCUAGCCAAUGUGGCAUUCCACAAAAUGAAAGCACUAUGGCUACGGCGUCACCACAUGAGUGAGGAACUCCGUUCGUGCUCCCUGUACUUCUCUACGACAUGGGUACCUGGGGCCUCACUCAAAUAAACAGAACGACCCAACUGGACUCAUUCCACCGAAGCUAAUUACGACAGAUCAUUGGCAUGCGGUGGCAACAUCGCAUCUCCAAAAAGGCACUCUAUCGUCGCUGCAAGUGUGGUCCACUCAGCAUCCGGACCCUUGAAGCACGCAGGCGACUCUUCGGCCAUGUCCUGUGGCUACUGAGAGAUGUACCUGCUCUGAAAUUCAUCGACGAGUACUUCGGCACAGAAGCAGACAUGGAAGGUUGGCGAGGACGCCCUCGUACCACACUAGCAAUCGUCCUUGACAACGACCUGAAGACGGUGGGCAAGCGCCAACACUCUGAGCGGCAGAAGAGUGGCAGGGCUUCAAACGGCGAAUUUCAGCCACCGUGCCUCAUUCGAUAUUAUUGGCACGUCCCAACUCAGAAUCACACUGGGACGUCCCGUUUUAAAAUGGGCAUGCGCCUGUCGGCCGUUUACGUUUUGGCGUUCAAACAUAAUGGCGGCGUUUCAAAGGUGUACAUAGAAACACGCAACGCCUUUUUGAAUCCGAAUUCGUAUAAAGGGAAUGUACAAAAUUGCUUUUGCUGCAAUUUUCAGAAAUAAAUGGAUUUGAGAAUUAGUAUGUUUAGGUCCUAUAGCAAGUAUUGUUACACUGAUUUGUUUCACGUUUUGGGUUCGUAAAGGCUGGAAAACCAAGAAAA